GUUGCUAAUCUUACCGCGAGCGAUGUCAUGAACCGAGUAAAUCUAGGAUAUUUACAAGAUGAGAUGAACGACCAUCAGAACACUCUUUCCUACGUUCUCAUCAACCCRCCUCCAGACACCAUGCUGGAGCUCAAUGACAUUGUGUACAUUAUCCGUUCUGACCCUCUGGCGGGCCCUAACGUGCCGGAGGAUCCAGCCCAAGGGCAGAGCAGCGGUGGCGGCCGGAUGAGGCAAGAAUUUGGCACUGAGACCAGGGACGAGACCCACCUCUGAAACUCCCUCACCUCACCCUGAUUGCCAACCCCCGGCACAAUAUAUAUAUAUAUACUGUAUAUAUAUAUAUACACACACACACACACACACACACAC
Molecule: messenger RNA, 369 nt
Organism: Salvelinus sp. IW2-2015
Lineage: Eukaryota; Metazoa; Chordata; Actinopteri; Salmoniformes; Salmonidae
Source: RefSeq, a predicted model, not a curated record